GCAUUUAGGCAACGCCGACCUGAGGACCUACCCGACAACGUACUAGCUGUCCAAUUGUUGGAGAACGAGGACGUCCUCGUCCUCGACGACGCACCACUCUGCAAAAUGCCUAAGAUCGAGGACCUAGAGCUGGAGCAGCUACAGCGGGGCGCUGACGCGGGGAGAAGGGUGGUGGAGAUGCUGCGGCUGAUGGUGCCUCGAGCGGUCGAAACGCUGAACCGCCAGCUAGAGUCGUCGGUCGCCUGGCUUGGACAAGUGGAGGAGGCCCUGAAGAGGCGGGUGCAGCGGGAGGCGGCCGGCGAUGUGGGCACCACGUCGGACGUCGUCGUGGAGGAGCCGCUGCAGCUGGCGGAGCAGCUGAAGGCCAUCCACCACCUGCUUACCUCCAUCUCCAACAAGUGCACCUUCGCUUCCGAAGAGGAGGGUGGGUCCGCCUGGACGGCCUCUGCGCAGUCCGGCGGGUGCGGCGACAACUUAUUGCGCCUUCUCUUGCUGCAGCUGUGGGACGAUGGCGUACUGGGGAAGGUUCACGACGACAUCGUCAUCACCGCUCCUGCUGUCACCCGUGCUGCGGCUUACGUAGGGCCACCCCUUAUCUCCGUCCUAAGGAUAAAUAAUGAACACCUCGAGAAUGGUCGCCUAAAAGUGAAUGACAUUCUUCGUGACAUCCCGCAGAAAUGCUCAAUCCCUCGCAGCCUGAAGGCGUUAAGGGGCGGCGGCUCUGAGGACCUGCUGCGGGUCAUGGGGCCGCACCUCGAGGAGCUGGAGAUCUCGGGAGAGGUUCAGCCCAGCGUCAUGGAGGAGGUGCAGAAACUGUCGGCACUCAGAAGACUGAAAGUUCAAUGCGCUAAGGAAGUGGACUUCCCGGACCUUCCGUUACAGCUGGAGGAGCUCCACAUUGAUCGAAUCACGGAGAAUCAGCUGCGUUGUUUGGAGCACAUGCCCAGGCUGCGUAGCUUGCUGGUGUAUAAUUACCAUGGUCCAAAUCUGACAUUCCCUCCCUCGCAGCAUAGCAGGUUGCUGUGGCUCAGCGUGUGCUUCAAUACUCUGCACAAGUCUACUAUGCUGUCUUUGAUUCGUGCCCAUGCCUCAUCGAUACAGGAGCUCCAUGUGUACAGUUUCAGUACCUUCUCUACUGAAAACCAGAAUUUUUACUUCCCCGAUCUGGGCCAGGAGCUGGCGGCCUGCGGCCUGCGGGCGCUGCGACGGCUC
Molecule: messenger RNA, 1212 nt
Organism: Frankliniella occidentalis (western flower thrips)
Lineage: Eukaryota; Metazoa; Arthropoda; Insecta; Thysanoptera; Thripidae
Source: RefSeq, a predicted model, not a curated record